Molecule: messenger RNA, 819 nt
Organism: Lolium rigidum
Lineage: Eukaryota; Viridiplantae; Streptophyta; Magnoliopsida; Poales; Poaceae
Product: dof zinc finger protein DOF3.1-like
Exons: 1
Coding region: 1-819 (272 amino acids)
Biological process (GO): regulation of DNA-templated transcription
Molecular function (GO): DNA-binding transcription factor activity; DNA binding
Source: RefSeq, a predicted model, not a curated record
AUGGAAGCUCCCCUGCACCAGCUCCCACCCAUGCAACACGCCAUGCUCGCCCAUCCUCCCAGCUGCAAGCACGACGCCGCGGCGACCAUGGCGGCCACGGACAUGGCGUGCCUCCAACAGCACCAGCAGCAGCAGCAGCAGCAGCAGAUGAUGCCGCCGGCGGUGCCGAGCCCGAACACGCCGUCGGGAGCGCGCGAGCAGUGCCCGCGGUGCGCGUCCCACGACACUAAGUUCUGCUACUACAACAACUACAACACGUCGCAGCCGCGCCACUUCUGCCGCGCCUGCCGCCGCUACUGGACGCUCGGGGGCUCCCUCCGUAACGUCCCCAUCGGAGGCUCCACCCGGAAGCGCCUGCGCCCGGCGCCGCAGCAGGCGUUCCGCCGCCCGGCCGUCCACUUCGGCGCGCCUCCUCCGCCGCCGAUGCCGGCGCCACAGCCGCAGCCGCAGCAGCCCCACUCUCACCAGUCCCAGCAGCAGCAAGGUGGCCUUCUCGGCUCGCUCUUCGCGCUCGGCGGGGCGCCGCUCCUCGAGGGCCGCGUCGGGUUCGACCUCGGUCUAGGCCUGCCAGGGCUGGGCCAGGUGGAGUUCGGACUGCACUCCCUCGGCCUCAGGGGCGGCGGCCAUGCGGCAGCUGGGACGUCGUCGGCACCGCUGCUCUGGCCAGCCGGGCUCCUGGAGAACGGCAGCAUGGACGCGUGGAAAAUGUCCGGCGGCGGGGCGGGUGCCAUGUCCAUGUGGGCGCCGGAGUUAUCUUCCGCGCCGACGGCGGCACAGGUCGGCGGCAUGAUGUUUCACGGCGGGGCCCAGAUAAUGUGA